AUGCCCUGGGAUCUGGCGCACGGCUCUGGGCGGCGGAAUCGAGGCUUUCUCGGCUUCGACAGCUCUGCCUUGUCGGCCCAGGACAAAGAGGAUCGCCAUCAGUUGCGCUACGAGCUGGACCUAAACUCUUGGAACUUCCGUAUUUGGGGCGUUGCCGCCUCGGGCUUCCUUACCGAUUCAUACAAUCUAUUCUCUACCAACGUCAUCCUCGCUUCAGUUGCCUUUGUAUACUGGCCGCAUGGAGGGGAAUGGACUAGUCUCCUCAUCAACUUCUUCACUCUUUUCGGAUCUAUCGUUGGGCAAGUCCUCUUUGGUUACCUUGCCGAUCGUUUUGGUCGCACUCGCCUCUAUGGCAUCGAACUGGUGCUUGUCAUUGUAUCAACCAUUGGAGUAGCUACCAGCAGCCAUGGCUAUGGAGACAUAUCGUUUCUCGGUCUUUUCAUCUGGUGGCGGUUCGUCAUGGGCAUCGGUAUUGGAGCCGAAUAUCCAUUAAGUGCCGUGAUUACUUCCGAGUGGUCCAGCACUCAAUCUAGAUCACGCAUGCUCGCCAGUGUCUUCCUCAUGCAGCCCGUUGGGCAAGCACUAGCCCAGAUAAUCGGCUUAUUGGUGCUCUUGGGGUUCAACCACACCCACAAGCUCAAAGAGAUGCAAUGCGGACUCAAUACUGCAAAUGAAGAGGCAUGCCGAAAAGCAGUUGACGGUAUAUGGCGUAUUGUCAUCGGUUCAGGCGCAGUGCCGGCUCUGCUGGCCAUCAUCUUCCGAUUCUUCUUGUUUGACUGCGGGCUGUACAGUCUUGAGGUCAAGAACAAGCCUGCUGUUGCCAUUAUGAAUACGCAGCGUGUCUAUGGUGCCCCUUCGGGCAACACUUCCAAUAAUAUGCAAAUGAAUCCUCCCAACGGCAUGCAUCCAGAGAACUCUUCUGGACCGAUGCCGAUCCAGUUUUCAAGGGAAGAUUUGUAUAACUACUUUAUACGAGAUGGAAACUGGUAUUAUCUGCUGGGAACAUCGGCAGCAUGGUUCUUUUUGGACGUUAGUUUCUACGGUCUCUCGCUCGAUAACAGAGGAACACUGGCCGAUAUGUGGGCUACACAUAAAGCAACGCCCAUCAACAGCCAACUCUCAUGUUGGAACUCGUCGCUGCCCAACGGCAACUCAACAGUACCACAUUGGGCGCAAGUGGGACUCCCAGCAUGGCAGACAGACCCAACUCAACCGUGUAAUACAAUCUACGACGUGCUAAUACAGCAGACAAAGCAAUAUAUCCUUACAGUUUCCUUGGCGUCUAUUGCUGGGAGCGCUUGCUUUAUCUUUUUCGCAAACCGCAUCCCGCGCAAGAAAUGGCUCACCGUUUCUUUCUUUGUUUUAGCCAUCCUCUUUAUCAUCACCGGAGGUGUUUAUUACGGAGUCCACCAGGAGGCGGCUGCACCUGCAACAGUAGUGUUUGUGGCCAUUUGCCAUUUCAUGUUCAAUAUGGGCGCAAACACACUGACAUUCAUCAUACCAGCUGAGAUAUUCCCCACGUGCUACCGAUCAACUUGCCACGGCAUCUCUGCAGCGGCAGGCAAAUUCGGGAGUAUUGUCUCUCUGCUAAUUGUAUACGGCAUCAACCAGUCGUAUAAGAGUGAAAGUCGACAGGGGCUCAUAUUUCUCCUCUUUGGCUCGGUUGCCGCAUUUGGAGCUGUAUUUUCUUGGGCCUACCUCCCUGAUCCACAGAAAUACGUCGAUGACGGUGACGGGAAGAGAUACCUCGAGACUAAAGAUCUCGAGGAGCUGGGCGAGGGCCGCGUCAGGGCUCGGUUGAGCGGAGAUGUUGUGACAUUUGGGGAGAAGUGGGCAGAUAUUAGGAGAAGAAGAAGAGAUCCUGGUACGUCCCAACUUCGGAGCCCUACUUCCGAAUAG
Trichoderma asperellum CBS 433.97 is the source of this 1899-nucleotide messenger RNA. RefSeq lists its product as uncharacterized. Gene Ontology annotation, biological process: transmembrane transport. The record is from RefSeq and is a predicted model, not a curated record. Gene Ontology annotation, cellular component: membrane. NCBI's taxonomy places the organism in Eukaryota, Fungi, Ascomycota, Sordariomycetes, Hypocreales, Hypocreaceae. Gene Ontology annotation, molecular function: transmembrane transporter activity.